CGGCGCAGUCGGGCCUGGCUCUUGGCUACGCGCAACUCUACAUCGCUCUCGAGGGCGCAUAUACCGGAGUGGCUGCUUCGUGCCUCAUCAUCUACGAGCUCCUAAUCACUAUUAGUGAUGAGAUUAGGAUUGUCUGGAAGAGACCUGUUACAGCAUCCACUAUCCUUCUUGGUUCGAUACGAUGGUGUUGGCUUUUCACGGCUAUUCUGGAACUUACGCCAUACAUCCCAACAGUACUGCGUACCGUUAGGUAACUUGUCUCGAAUACUAGCCCUUGUUGGAUAUGCCCAGACUGCACUGUUUUCCGCCCUACGCGUCUUCGCGAUCUGGGACAGGAGUUAUGCCUGGUCACUGCUGGUGUUCGCGCUGAGCAUGGCGCCAUUUGUGACAAACCUGAUUGCUGAGGUGAUGACAAAAACUAUUCCCGUCGUAGAGCCAUACAUUGGUGCGACGUGCGUUACAGAGUUGCCGUUUUCGACUGAAAUAACCAUCAUGUGUACGUCCCAUUGUUGGAGGCUUUGGGCGUUUCAGAGACCCUGACGUCACUCGCGCGCAGUCGUAUACGUUACACGCGCCUUACUCAUCCUCGCAGACACGAUUGUGGUCGUCCUGACCUGGAUUAAGACAUUUGGACAUUGGAGGGACGCCCGUCGCCUCAAGAUCCAUGUGCCUCUGACAGCGUGUCUACUGCGUGACGGAACGAUCUAUUUCAUGUGAGCGUGAUGAGAAACCGUUCAUUUGAUGGACUGCUCAUAGACUACAACGAAUAUAGAGCACUGCUAGUGACGAACAUACUACAGCUGCUGACCUAUAACUUCUCUGGGUUUGCAUCGUUUAUGACUCCGUUUAUCAUAGCUCUACCCCCGGUACUCAUUAACCGCUUCAUGAUCAACCUACGGACGACCCACUCGGAAGUGGUGGACUACACCAUAUCUAUUAUUGAUCUGCAGCCAGUACCUCCGGUGCGAGUACCGCCGGCGUCGCAUCCCAGAAGGUCAAUGGGUCGGUUGGGCAACAUGGGGGAGAUGCUGCAAGAUGGCUGGGACGACGGCGAUGCUUGGGACGAAGAGAAUAGCUCUGCAGAAGCAGACGGGGCAGAAAAUCGUGGGACCAGUGCGUACGCAUAAUUGAUAAUAUCGCACAGAUAAACCAGCACGGAUGGUAUGUUCUAGACUGCCUGGAAUGAGAUAAACUCGGC
Phanerochaete carnosa HHB-10118-sp is the source of this 1198-nucleotide messenger RNA. RefSeq lists its product as uncharacterized. The coding region runs from base 723 to 1127 and encodes 134 amino acids. Lineage: Eukaryota; Fungi; Basidiomycota; Agaricomycetes; Polyporales; Phanerochaetaceae. The transcript has 10 exons. The record is from RefSeq and is a predicted model, not a curated record.